AAAAAUAUCGAUAUACAAAAUAAGCUACUGUCGAAUCGGUAUCUGACAACCAUUUAAUCUGGGGCUUCAGCAACACGUCAAACUUUAAAAAUUUUGAAACACAAUGGGCAACGCAGAAUCUAGCCAAGAUCACUACAAAGUUCUGGGUGUGCAGCCGGACUCCACGGAUACGCGUAUUACUAGAGCUUUUUGGAGCUCGCCAUUAGAUUGUCAACCAGAAGAGAGAACGAAGUACAACCGAGCAUAUCGCGUUUUGCACAAUCCUAGAAGAAAAGAAGCAUAUGAUGCAUCCAGGGGUAAAGGGGGUAAAGGCUUCUUCUUUUACACCUGCAUCUUUGUUGUGGGAUACGUAACGUACAGACUAUGGCAGAGCGGAAAAUUGGAAGAAAUAAGCCAGGAUGUAAUCAGACAAUCGGCUAAGAAAUCUAAUUUUGCAUCCGAUUUAGGAUCAAAACUAGCUGAGUCGGCUAGUUCUGUGGCCAGUGCAUUCAAGGAUGGCUUGUCCAAAGCGGAAAAGUGGUUUCAGGAUUUAUAGACAAAUGUUCAAAUGUUGUCCCAUAAUUUGUGAGCUAACUUCACCUUUAUCUUUUGUAAUGAUGUACACUUUUUAAUAAAAAAAGUUAUUGUCUAUCCAUCCCCUUUUAUUACACACAACCACAUCGUAAUGCCUAUCGAUUACAUGCACUCGAUUGCAACCACUAUCGAUAGACUUUUCUCAGACGUGGUUUUUCCCAUUUUUGGCGAAGCAAUGCAACUGAUUUCAAUUUCAAGAUAAACAAACGUAUUGGCGCGAGGUUUUCAUCCUGCACGAAAACAACGAGCACGUGGGUGAAGGGGAGCAGCCAGAAGACACGACACGAGAUCAGCCAGGCGUGAGCAACAGUUGUAGCAUCGAGUGGCUUAGAGAUACAACUGGUCUGGCCUGGUAGUGGUAAGUCCAAGGCCCGGAUGCGAUAAGGGACUGCUGGGGACGCGGGGAAAAGCGGUCUGAUUACUACGCAUUACGUGAAACGAGCUCAACGAUGUCGGCGGUGCCCAAAUCUGCUGAUCCAGCGGAGUUGGCGUUCUCGGUUGACAAUGUCAGCAAUAGCAAUGGAAGCAGCAACAACAACAACAACAGCCGCGGCAACAGCAGCAGAGCUACCAGCCAGGGCAACAAUAAUACUCCAAAAAAGUAUAUCGCUCCCGGAGCAGCGAGCUCCAUCAAAAUGUGCCCCGCCAGCAAUUCGAGUAGACCCUCGCACAAUAAUAACAACAACACCAAUAGUAAGCAACUAAAUGGGAUCUGCCAGCAGGCCCAAGCUGGUCACAAACUAAUGGUCAUCAUGCGUGGUCCCCCGGGCAGCGGAAAGUCCACGCUGGCCGAAUCCCUGUUGCGCCAGAGCCGCCUGUUAGAGCGACACGGCGUGCAGGAUUUUGUCUUUGGCACGGACGACUACUUUAAAUCGCGGAACGGAUAUGACUUCAAUCCCACAUUGCUGCCCGCGGCCCACGAGUGGAAUCAGAAGCGGGUGCGAGAGAAGGCCGCUCGCGGCUGGAGCCCCAUAUUUGUGGAUAACACCAACACAAUGGUGUGGGAAAUGCAGCCGUAUGUCCAGAUAGGCGUGAAGUACGGCUACGUAUUGGAGCUGCUCGAGCCCCAGACCAGCUGGUGCAAGUCAGCCAGCAAGCUGGCGCAAAAGAAUGUCCACCAGGUGCCCAGGGAGAACAUCCAACGAAUGCUGGAGCGAUAUGAGCGCACCAGUGCAGCCGAACUGAUACGGCUAUUGAAAGAAACAAAAUACACGGUAGCAUUGCCGCAGCUGCGACAAUAUCCUCCCCUGCCCGCUGUUCCUGUUGUCAAAAAUUUUGAUCAGAAGGAACCUCCGGAUGCCUUAAUUCCUCCUCAGCCGGUCACAAAUAUCAAGCUGAAUGCAAACGCACAGACCUGGGUGCCUUACGAGCAGGGAGCACCAUCUUACUGGUCCCAAACAGCAGAAUUACCGGAUCCGGAAGGGUCGACUAUUCCAGCGUCAGGGUUGAGUGAGAAAUCUCUUAUCGACCUACUGCGCGAUAACUGCAUAGUGGAGGAGGUUGCGGAGGAGGCGAAACCAAAGACGGAAACCUGUGAAGCCUUUCAGCGUAGACACUGCCUUGACUGCCCCAACGAGCCUGGAGGAUUUGCAAUACUGCGCCAGAUGUAUCCGAACAAGCAGAUGUCGGGCCUUUGGGACCUCUUUGUCAAGUGCAACGCCGACGUGGACUGGGCCGUCGAUAUAUUAAUCAAGGAGGACGAACUAAAUGGCGAGUCAGGAGCUGAUCAUAUAGCAUCAGAGAAAGGUCUUAGUCCAGAGGAAGCCUUGCAAUUCCAAUGCGACUGCGCCAAUCCGGAAUCCCCAGCAGCCGCCACUCCUCGUUCCUCGUCGCCGUCUUCGGCAGCGGCCAAGCCACUCCCGAAGCCGCAGCGUCAGGUUCGAAACAAACGCGCCUCAGGGCCCACUAACAAGGAGUUGCAGUUGCAGAUCGAGAACUGCUUUGUGCUAGGCGACGAACAAUACUCAGAGCAUACACGCAAAAUCCGUGACAUCCGCAAUGGGAUUCUUGAUCAACCCGCUUUGCCUGAAGCGCUCGAGGUGGCGGGAGUGGAGCAGGAGGAUCCGGAGGAGGAGGUGGACCCUGAAGACAAUACACUGCUGGAAAUGGAUCUGGGCAGCAUGUUCAUAGAGCGUCUGCGCGAUCAGUUCGACACAGACGACGAGGUGGCGCCGCUGGAGCAAGAACUGCCCGCCGCCACCAAGAUCUUUAUGCCGCGCCAGCUGGCAAAGCAGCUGUAUAUGCUGUGGAAGGAAGCCGUCUACAAUCAACUAGAGGAGCAGCGCCAGCAGACGCUGCGCGACGAUGAACAGUUCGCCCGCCUGCUAAAGCAUCCGGAAUACGCCGAAUGCAGCGAGUCGCCGAGCAAUGUGGGCGAGCUGCUGGACAUGGAGCUGGCAUGGAGCAUCUAUAACAGUGAGCAGCUGGCCGCCAAGCAGGCUGCUGAACUAGCCGCUCGCAAGCAACCGCCCAACGACAUUGCCACCCAUCUGACCAAGAUGAAGCUGUGCGAGACCUUCCCUGAGAUACCUAACGAUACAGUGCUCGAGACCUUCAUGGCAACUGGCAGCAACUACAGUCGAACGGUCGAGGUCCUUGGCGGCAACGUGCAGAGCUCUCUCAGCGGAGCGGAGCUCUAUGAGCAAGCGCUUCGAGAGGGCGAAAAGCUAAGUGCCCAGGUGGCUCUGGAGCAGCAGAAGAUGCAACAGAAACGACUGCAACAGAGCUCAUCCGGGCAGCGCUCGAGCUCCCAAUCCUCAGCCGGCCGGUCACCCCUUCUCCACGAGGAGGCCAAGUGCGCUGCUCUGCGGGACUUUGAGGAGACCCGCAACUUAGCGGCCCACCACUCUCAGUUAAAGGCCGAAUGUUACUUGAAGGCGAAACAAGCAGUGCAAAGGGGCAAUGGCAACGUGGCGCUCUAUUACUCCGAGAUAGCGAAUCUGCACAAGCAGAAGAUCGACUCCUUCAACCAGCGUGCUGCCAACUGCAUCAUGGAGGUGCAUCGGCACACACAGAACAACCCAGAUCUGCUUGACCUCCACUACCUGCACACGGUGGAGGCGAUUAGCUGCCUGGAUUUGUUCCUAGAUCGGCACAUAACCGUGCUGCGCAACUGCACACGCGUCUACAAGCAUGUCUUUAUCAUUACCGGCCGUGGUCUGCACAGUGCCAACGGUGUGUCCACCAUCAAGAAUCGGGUUAAGUCCAGGCUGGCCGAGCGACGCUUGCGCUGGCAGGAGGUCAAUCCGGGCUUGCUGCGCGUUAAAAUCUUUUCGGCAUCGCGUCACUCCAAGAACUUCUGAUCGGAGGCGUAGUGACCGGCAGGCCAUAUGGAUGUGACUGGACAGCGAACAGAGAAACGAGAUAAGCUACCUCAGGUGUCAUUCUUUUUGUAAUUAUACCAAAAAGUUGCAAAAUUCUCUGUCCCAAAUUCUUAAUACCUUCGUUAUCGUAGGUGAAAACAUUCCUGUUUUUUCAAUACUUUCAACUACUGAAAAUGUUCUUGUCUUUAAUUUUCCAUUUUACGUUAAAUUUAUGCUUCCACCAAAUUAGGAAUUCGUGUGAAACGCGAAUUUGGCAACGAAAUAUUGAACGUGGUGCUUAAUUUAUCUUACAAAGAGAUAUAUACACGAAGAAGACAUAUUUUUUAUACCCUUUUCCAUAUAACUAGCUUCUAAGAAUCCUAGUCAUAAGUUAGUUAAAAAUAUAACAUUUAAGAUAAGUAUUCAUUAAAGUUAAUCGGAACAAUAGUUAUUUAGUUUCUAUAAAAAUAUACAGCGGGAGCUUUACAGUAAACUCAUCAUA
Messenger RNA from Drosophila serrata, 4377 nucleotides. RefSeq lists its product as uncharacterized. Lineage: Eukaryota; Metazoa; Arthropoda; Insecta; Diptera; Drosophilidae. Gene Ontology annotation, molecular function: endonuclease activity. The record is from RefSeq and is a predicted model, not a curated record. Gene Ontology annotation, cellular component: nucleus.